Bursaphelenchus okinawaensis is the source of this 1025-nucleotide messenger RNA. The record is from the annotation of a GenBank genome assembly. NCBI's taxonomy places the organism in Eukaryota, Metazoa, Nematoda, Chromadorea, Rhabditida, Aphelenchoididae.
AUGUGCAACCAAAAGUUGACCAACGAGAACGUUUCCGCCGCCAAGGCUGAAGAAAUGAGCCGUAAGCGGCCAGCCAGCCCUGUUGAGGAGUUGGAGAGUGCCCCUGCGGCCAAAAAAACACUGUGGGACGAUGAAAGAAAGGCCGAACUGGUCAAAGACAUCAAGUUGAUGAUGAACUAUCAUCUCAACGUUUGUAAGCCUUAUGGGCUUAUGGAUGUGCCAGAGGACAUGGCAGCUAACGAAAGUGGUAAGUUACAACAACAAUAACAAUUUGAACAAGAAAAAAUUAACAAAAAUAGGGUAAGGUAAUAUAAACCAAACAAAACAAAGAUGACAUGAACUAUAAAACAAACAAAUUAUGAUGCCAAGAAUAACUAACAAUUUUUAUAGAUUUUGAUGAACAGUAUGGAUUCAGAAGGAAUGCUCAUAUUUGGAAAGAGCACGAGAAUGACAUGUUGGAGUUUUCCAAACAAAGAGUUGAUAAAGAAGUGGAGAGUAUCAUGGAUACGGUAACAAGGGCCACAAACCCAUUUGUUAUCGUACCCCCUUUGAAAAACGUUGUCCGACCAAGUCCUCCAGCUCCAACACAAGCCAAGCACCCUGAAACGGAUGUUCAGGGUAUUAUGGACGCCGUAAAAAAGGCGACCAACCCGUUUCCGAUGGUGCCUCCGCUGAAGAAGGCAAGAACAACAAGCACAGUGGCUGACACAUCAGGGCAUGGCAAAAAAGCAAAAGAAGGCGCAGAAUCAAGCAAAAACAACGUGAUGGAAAUUGAAAGCAUUAUGGAUGCCGUUAUAAAGGCGACCAAGCCAUUCCCCAUAGUACCUCCACUGACGACAAGCCCAACCGCACCAGAAACAUCAGAAAAUAAAAAAGAACAAAGAAAUGCCAAAAAAGAUAAAGAAAACAAGGACCCGUCAGAAGCCAAGAAGACCAAAAAAGAGAAGAAACCACCAAACAAGCCCGCACCGUUGAUGAGACAGGCAAUGAGGAUGAUGAAGAACUGCCGUAGAAGCGGUUAUUAA